AUGGAAAUUAUCAGAGGUAGUUUAGAUGACAUUUCACGCCCUGCAUCGAGCGAGCACGCCGGGAGCCGUGUGUCGAGCGUGGCAUUGCCACACUGUGACAGGACUGGUCCGACAACUCCAUGUUCCCUUGUUGUGUUGACCAACGAUACUGCUGAUAUUCAGAGCCAGAUCAGCUCUGAAGGAGCCACAAUCAACUCAGCAGCCAGAGGUCCUGACAAAAGCCAGUGUCCCAUUGGAGUUACCGAUGAAGAGAAUGACGAUUCCAAGCUACAGGGAGCUAUUGAGGACAUGAGAAGACUUGAUGAAAUACUGUCUGCAAAGAUCUGCACGGAAAAGGAAGUUAGGCGUCGAAGGAAAGACCUUCAAGCAAAACUCUGGCAUGAGUUCCUGCAGAAUACACCUGAAGGUCACUCUGAAUGUGCCCAAGAAGCAAUGAACACAAGGUUGUUUUUGGCUCUGGAGGCCCCCACUGGGACAGAAGAGGAGGACGACUUUGUGCCUGUGUUUGAAACUCAAGUUCCGCACUGUGAGCACAACAGAGACGGACAACACCUGGAGCAAAGUCAAAAGAAGCCAGCCAGCUGGACAGGGUCUUCAGAACGAAGUCGUGAGGAUACCGAGGAAGAGCAAUUUGAAGACAGCCACUGUGGAGCUUCUAAAAGCAAGAACAAACAGAAAGACUUUGUCAAGAGAAACAUUGAGCUAGUAAGUGGUGAAGAGGAUCACAGUCGUUUGACUCAGGCAGAGAACGAGCGUCUGGCCAAGCUCCUGCAAGAAGUAGAUGAGGGGGAAGAGGGUCGUCCCAGAGGCACUGACAGCGAGGAGGACAUGUGGGCUGUGUCAGUGCCGACAGGCCUGGGUUACACCCCGGAGCCAUCGCACCUGGAGCAGCUGACGGACAUUGACUCCAAAAUUCGUCUUUUCUCGGUUCAAAGCUCAUAUACCAGCCUAAGCAUGUCGCAGGGCCGGGACUCAGAGGAUGGCUGGAAGUGUUCUGGGGACCGGCAGCCAGGAGAGAAGGUCCUGCAGGAUAUAAAGGAGAGGAGAUGGCAGGAGAGGCGGCUCCAAGAGAUCCAACAGCAGCUGGAGAUCCUGAACCAGGUCCAAGAGAUGACUAAUGGGGCCCCAGACCUGACCGAGGAGCAGUUACUUCUCCUGCUGGAUGAAUGUGAGCUGACGGACAGCGUGACCCAGGACCUUGAGACAAAUGACACAACACCAUGAGGCCCUGAGAACACCUUGAUCCAUCUGAAGCCCUGCUAUCAUAACACCUUUCAAAAUGCAUCAUCGGUGGGGUAGAGAUUACUACCCCAUCGAUUACCCCCAUUUUAUUACAAUAGAUGUUUAGGGAUUGAGACGCUUUUUUAUUUAUCUAGUCUUAUAUUCAUGCUCCACAAAGUACUGUAAAAAAAAUUGUAUUUCUAAAUUUUGGUUAUUUGGCAAGAGGUGUAAAGAGUACUAGAAUAUUGUUACUUUAAAUACAUUUUACUCAAAUAAAAUUAAAAGUACUCAAAAGUACUGUAAAAUCUCAAA
This is a messenger RNA of Pseudoliparis swirei, 1533 nucleotides long. It is a transcript of the gene fsip1, whose product is annotated as fibrous sheath interacting protein 1. The transcript is spliced from 10 exons. The record is from RefSeq and is a predicted model, not a curated record. The coding region runs from base 1 to 1224 and encodes 407 amino acids. Lineage: Eukaryota; Metazoa; Chordata; Actinopteri; Perciformes; Liparidae.